CAGGCCCAGAUUGCCUUCCUUCAGGGUGAAAGAAAGGGACAAGAAAAUCUGAAGAAGGAUCUAGUGCGGAGAAUCAAAAUGCUGGAAUAUGCGCUUAAACAAGAAAGGGCUAAAUAUCACAAACUAAAAUAUGGCACAGAACUGAAUCAGGGAGAUAUGAAGCCACCAAACUAUGAUUCUGAUGAAGGGAAUGAAACAGAGAUUCAGCCGCAACCAAACAGUCAGCUAAUAUGGAAACAAGGACGGCAGCUCCUAAGACAGUACCUGCAAGAAGUGGGCUACACUGAUACGAUAUUGGAUGUAAAGUCAAAACGGGUACGCGCUCUGUUGGGCCUCUCAAGUGAUGCUUCAGAGAAGGAAAACAGAAAUCAGGAGCCCAUGGUAAAUGGCACGGAGAGCCAGAUGAAAGAAAACGCAAUGAUUGGGAAACCAGAUUUGACCGACUCUGCCUCUCUGCUAGAGACCUUCAAGUUUCUUGAAAAUGCAGCUGCAGACUUCAGUGAUGAAGAAGACGAAGAAGAUAUUGAAGGAAGAGAGAAAACAAUCAUUGAUACCUCAACAAUUGUGAGGAAAAGAGUGCUGUCUGACAGCAGUGAAGACAGAGAUACAGAAGAAGCUUUGAAAGAGUUUGACUUUUUGGUUACCUCAGAUGAAGGUGAUGGAGAAUCAAGAAGUUCAGGAGAUGGAACAGACUGGGAAAAGGAAGACCAGUGUCUCAUGCCUGAAGCGUGGAAUGUGGACCAGGGAGUAAUAACCAAGCUCAAGGAACAAUACAAAAAGGAGCGCAAGGGGAAAAAGGGGGUGAAGAGAAAAACUACCGAAGAUAUGUUUCAGCCUCAGUCCUAUAUAAAACAGUCAAAACAGGGAUGUGGGAAAGUGAUGGAGCAAAGUACAGGACCCAACAGGUCAAAGCUGCAAGAUAUGCUUGCAAACUUGAGAGAUGUUGAUGAUCUCCCUUCAUUACAGCCAUCUGUUACACCCCCUUCCAGACCCAGUAGCUCAAGGCUCAUUGAACACGAGAUAAACAGGACAGAUGAAGUGGAAGCAUUAACAUUCCCUCCUUCUUCAGGAAAAUCUUUCAUUAUGGGAACAGAUGAAGCCCUUGAGAAUGAGCUGGGUCUUGGAGAGCUCGCAGGCCUUACAGUAGCCAAUGAGGCAGAUUCACUGACGUACGAUAUAGCAAACAAUAAGGAUGCCUUGAGAAAGACUUGGAACCCCAAAUUCACUUUAAGAAGUCACUUUGAUGGAAUAAGAGGUCUUGCUUUUCACCCAGUUGAACCAGUCUUAAUAACAGCUUCAGAGGACCAUACAUUAAAAAUGUGGAAUUUACAAAAAACAGCCCCAGCAAAAAAGAGUGCUUCUCUUGAUGUAGAGCCAAUAUAUACAUUCAGAGCGCAUAAUGGACCAGUGCUUUGUGUGGUGAUGAGCAGCAGUGGUGAGCAGUGUUACAGUGGGGGAACUGAUGGCCUCAUCCAUGGCUGGAAUACAACGAACCCAAACAUCGACCCCUACGACUCUUAUGAUCCCUCUGUGCUCAGAGGUGCCUUCGUGGGGCACACGGACGCCGUGUGGGGUCUGGUGUACAGUGCAGCCCACCAGCGCCUGCUGUCCUGCUCCGCCGACGGCACUAUACGCUUGUGGAAAGCUACCGAAAUUGCUCCGGCUCUUAAUGUAUUUAAUGAUAAUCAAGAAUUGGGAAUCCCGUCAUCAGUGGAUCUUGUGAGCAGCGACCCAAGCCUCAUGGUAGCAUCAUUUAACAGUGGGCACACGAGCAUUUUUAACAUGGAGACACGGCAACGAGUUCUUACCCUGGAGUCUGGAGUCGAUAGUACAAUCAGUUCUUCCUGUCAGAUAAACAGAGUCAUCAGCCACCCAACUCUUCCAAUUAGUAUCACUGCUCAUGAGGACAGACACAUCAAAUUCUAUGACAACAAUACAGGAAAACUGAUCCAUUCCAUGGUAGCUCACUUAGAUGCAGUUACAAGUUUAGCUGUUGAUCCCAAUGGCUUGUAUUUGAUGUCUGGCAGUCAUGACUGUUCAAUUCGCUUAUGGAAUCUUGAAAGUAAGACCUGCAUCCAGGAAUUUACUGCUCAUCGCAAAAAAUUUGAUGAAUCCAUUCACGAUGUGGCAUUCCACCCAUCCAAAUGCUAUAUUGCCAGUGCAGGAGCAGAUGCUCUGGCUAAAGUGUUUGUAUGACAGAGUGCUUCCCUGUCAACUCUAGCUUGUAUAUAUUUAACCAGCUGCACAAAAGAGAAGAAGAGGGCAAGAGUCUCCUUACCCUGCCCUAUAAUUCAGAGAAUGUUUGUAAGUGUUUAGUUUUUGCAGGAUGCUCUUUUCUAAAUUAAGGUUUGUUCUGGUUUCUGUGAGCUCAGCUGGUGCUGAGAGCUUGGAAACUCUCAGUUUCAAAUAGUUCAAAAACAAAAGAAGCGCUUUUAUUUCAGAGGGUGUGAGUUUUCAUCCAGGCAGGCCUUGGGUGAAACGUAGGUCUAUGUAUUCUCUGUUAAUAAAAUGGGAUACUGGAAAGGAACAGUCCAGUUGCUUCAGGGAGUGGGAAAAGAGGGAAACUUCCUGGGAUGCUUCUCAUGGGGGAAUCUUAAUGUGCUUAAAAUUAAAUCACCUGGAAAAAGUGUCAGUUCACAUGCUCAUUACUGUGCUGUGUGAGAGUCACUUUAUCAUCCCUUUGGUAUUAAUAAGUAGAUAGUGCUCAGAGAGCAGUAGCUGG
Molecule: messenger RNA, 2722 nt
Organism: Nothoprocta perdicaria
Lineage: Eukaryota; Metazoa; Chordata; Aves; Tinamiformes; Tinamidae
Gene: STRN
Product: striatin
Exons: 18
Coding region: 79-2196 (705 amino acids)
Cellular component (GO): dendrite
Molecular function (GO): protein-containing complex binding; calmodulin binding; armadillo repeat domain binding
Source: RefSeq, a predicted model, not a curated record